This is a messenger RNA of Tuber aestivum (summer truffle), 2991 nucleotides long. NCBI's taxonomy places the organism in Eukaryota, Fungi, Ascomycota, Pezizomycetes, Pezizales, Tuberaceae. The record is from the annotation of a GenBank genome assembly.
AUCCGAGAACCUCCCCCCUCCCCCCGGAUAGCACGACGAACCAGGGACUCAAACCCGCGAUAGCAUACCUCCCCCGAAACCACGGAUUCUUGUUCCCCCAACCCCAAACAAUCUUCCAUCUGCCCUAGAUUAAACACAACAUCUCCCAAGCUGUUUGUCCAUAGGUUACCAUACAAGUAUUCGGUCCACAACCUAUAUCCACGCGCCCAUUUCGAAGCCCUAUCAAAACCUCCGCCCACGCGUCCACCCUUAAACCCGUUAUCAUGCCCUCUUCACAUCACACCCAUUCGGUACACGGUUCCCGUACCCACCCACCUCCCAGAUACAUGGAUGUUCAAAUGAUGCAUGCUUCUCACCUAUUCAACAGCAACAACAACAGUAUGCCGCCCAGCAAACAAGCCGUGUCUGCAACCACUGAGCCCGCCACUAGCACCAACCCAGACAACGAAUAUACCAGCGGUGAGAGUGAGCAUGGGGAUGAGGAUGACACUGUGGAAUUGAAAGAGCCUUCAGAGGUUGGGAGAAGGGAUCAUAAUGAAGAGGAUGGCGAGGCAGCGGAGGACGAGGAAGUGUACGAAACUGAAAUGGCCGAAGGUGAUGGAGCUGAGCUAGACAUGACUGGAGAUGAGAUUGACGAAUAUAUGACUGGCGAGGAAUCGGACGGUGAAGAUCAGGAGUAUGACAGGAGGGAGAAACCCACUAAGGACAAGCGCAGGGAGGCAAAUUAUCGUAGGAAGCGCGAACAGGAAAUGGUGGAAGAGGCCAGCGAUCAGGAGGAUGUCGAAGGUGAAGAAGAUGCUCAGUCUGUGUCCUCAAGUGCCUCUUCAGAGGAGAACAGCGAUGACCCGGACAGAAUUGACCCGGCAAUUUCUGAAGAAAUGGAGAGAUUUGCUCAUACAUUCAAGGGAUUCGAGAAGCGCUACCGUUUGGUAAAUAAAAUAGGUGAAGGUAGAAUUCAAAGGGCCGCUAUACCAGAGAGCUGCCGCUAACCUUGGUUGUAGGUACUUUCAGCUCGGUGUAUAAAGCCGAGGAUUUACUGUACGAUCACUACGAUAACAGUUGGGACAUUGAUUAUAAAGAUGAGGCAAGAUGGGCAGCCCCACCGUCAAAGAAGCGACGGACAGGGCAUGGAAACAAUGAUAUUGAGCCUGUUCGUCCGAAAUACGUUGCAAUCAAGAAGAUUUAUGUUACCAGCUCCCCCUCUCGAAUCCAGAACGAACUGGAACUACUGCAUGAUCUCUCUGGGUGCGAUAGUGUCGUGCCGCUAAUCACAGCAUUCCGCUACCAAGACCAAGUUGUAGCAGUGCUCCCGUAUUUCAAACAUGUGGACUUCCGGGUGGGUUUCUCUCUUUACGUCUGGACUAUAAUAACGUAUGAUAGGACUGACAUGGUUUGCUUAUACAGGAAUACUUUAGGGAGUUGACGAUACCUCACAUCCGAUCUUACUUUAGGUCCUUAUUCAGGGCACUCGCUCACGUGCAUGCCAAUGGCAUAAUCCACCGUGAUAUAAAGCCAACGUAUGUCAUCGGCGAUGCCCAAGCCGUGGCCAUUCUGCUGAUGUGGGAUGCUAGGAACUUUUUAUACGAUUACCGUUAUGGUAGAGGUGUUCUCGUGGAUUUUGGCCUUGCAGAGGUAUGCUACCUUCUACCAUCUCUUUCAAUACUUUGCGUACUAGCUAAUUGUUUAUACCCGGCACCAUAGCGAGAAGGAACAGACUCACAAUAUUGCAUGUGCCAGCAUUCCACGACCGAUCGAAAGGACCACCGACCACCCACAUUAGCCCCCUCUAUUGGCUAUCCAAAGCAUGAAACAAGGUUUGUCAUGGAAGAUUCUAGCUCUAAGAGUGGUGCUCCCUCUAACAGUGGCGAAAAAAAAGACCAUCCAGAAGAGCGAACCGCGCCGGCACGAGAGGCUUUAGGGCACCUGAAGUACUCUUCAAAUGCACCAACCAAACCACAAGUCAGUUUUGCCCAAUCUUUUCCAGGAUAUAAACAAAAUUGACAUCACGCCAGAAAUUGAUAUAUGGUCCGCCGGCGUAAUCCUCCUCACGAUUCUCUCUCGCCGCUUCCCCUUUUUCAACUCUUCAGACGAUGUCGACGCCAUGAUUGAGAUAGCGACCAUCUUCGGCAAGCAGAGAAUGAAGCAAUGCGCAGCCCUUCACGGUAAGCAUCCUCUCCGCCCUGGCUCCUGUGAUUGCUAAUAAAUCCAGGCUGCGUCUUCGAAUCCACCAUCCCAACGAUCGGCGAGCGUGGCUUCACCCUGGAAAAGAUUGUCCUGUGGGCAACAAACCGUACAGCAACCGGUUCCUCAAAGGAUAACAAAGACGACGCAAAGCUUGACCAGGACGAGGCCCUCGCGAUCAAGUUUUUGCAACGAUGCUUCGAGCUGGACCCCGCUAAACGUUCCUCCGCAGUCGAAGCGCUCCAACACGAGUUCUUGGCUAGUCCGGAUUGGGAGUCGCCAGAGCCCGAACGUUAGAAAAAGAGGGAGUUUAUUACUGAUACUAGAUGGUGUUGGAGAUUGCGAUUGGGGAGAUUGUACGAUAGUCCAGGUUGGGAGGGUAUAUAUGAUGUUAUGGUUAUGUAUGUUAUAGAUACCUUGUGUUGAUAUAGUAGACCGGCGCUUGCCCCAUCUCUUUCCUAAGACUUGGUUGGUAUCGUGUAUGGGUUGGGAUCUGGGGGAAGGGAUGGUAGAUUUUCUGUCUUAUUUUUUUAUUUUUAUUUUUUUUUCUUUCCUCCUUCCCUUCCCGCCGCCGCUCGCGACAGUCUAAUGGUAAAUACCGAGGCGCGAUUCGAUGCGAUGUAUUAAUAUCAGGCUAGCUAGCUACGGUGGCGUUGCAGUAUUAUGUAGCCCCUUUCCUCGCCGGCAAUUUCGACAUGGAGAAGCAUCAGUUUGCUCGCUAUAGUUGCGGUCCAGCUAUUUUCAUACGCUUGGUAAUAGAUCAAUCCCGCAAAGAGAAAAUUUUUUCUCGAAGGGUAUAUAUUAUGUCCC